AUGCGGACUUCAGACUGCGCACUGCAGACUGCGCACUGCAGACUGCGCACUGCAGACUGCGUACUGCAGACUCCGGACUGCAGACUCCGGGCUGCAGACUCCGGACUGCAGACUGUGGACUGCAGACUGCGGACUGGAGACCGGGGAUUGCGUGGGCUGAGGAGAUUUAUAAUAGAUCAGCUGGAACAAUUUCAAUACAAGAAAGUGGUUCUAAUUAGAACAAACACUGAAGUCCCAGAAAUUUCAGCGGUCGAAGAUUGUGGCGCAUAUCUGAUAGAAGCAGUAGAUUUGUCAGUUGGCCACAACGUAAACAUUUUCGCCGAGGUAACUGUGAAUGCCUCAUGGUACAACAUUGGAAAAUUCAACAAGACGCUUGGUAUUUCCGCUUUAACAAGGAAAAGGUGCAACAGAAUCAAAGCAAUCACCACGGUGCAGCUCCAUGAAAAUCUCGUCCAAAUGCCUUCAAUGUUCUUCUGCAUGGGACCCUUCUGCAUGGGACCCUUCUGCAUGUUUUCUAACAAAGGGAACCGAGUUGGAAUGAUGACUUAUGCACCAGAGACAAACAUCGCCGUGAGUUCCUCUAACGAACUGGAACCAGAAUUCGCGCAUAUUUUAUUCAAUCUCUCCGAAAACGAGAAACGCGCCAAGGGUCAAAAAAUUCUAGCUGGUGUUUCCAAAUACAUUCCUAAAUUGAAAGAAGCCAAGGUGACAAAGGUUAAGUUUGGCAUUAUUCAAACGUUCAUGGACGAAGAUACAAUCGAUUUCGGUUUCAAAGUCGGAAACUUGGAUUCGUUACACGAUCCACUAGUUGGAGGUAUCUACAAAAGAAAUUACAGUGGAGUGGAGGAACCUCGGCCAGGAUAUAUAAUUAAUGCAUGUAUGAAACUAUUGUAUUGCUUUGAUAAUGCCGAGAUCGUCAAGGACCUGAUUUUAUCGAAAUCUGCAAAACUUUCUCGUACUAAAAUCAAUUAAGGGUGACAUGUUGGUUUCAAAUGCUAAAACGACGACCUUAAGGUCAAUAAUUUGACGUCAAAGUGCGCCAGAAUUAAUUUUAUUCUUUACACGGUUGGCGUCUGCACUUCAAAGACGUCUCUGCUUUAGUUCUCUAAUAUGGGACAUUACACAUUAUUUGUGAGCACUGUUUGAUUACUGAUCUCGUAAAAAAAAAUCAACUGCUAUAUUUUAUGUACAAACACGUUUAUUGCCGACUAAACCAGUGAUUGUUGUACGUGAUAAAAUCUCCUGUCGCAACUCGACCCAAGCCUCUCUCUUUUUUUACGAGGCUCAGCUUUCUACAGAGCCGCGUGAUGUGAAUUAGUCUAACCUUGCAGUCAUCGCUCUCUGUCAGAUUUUCCCUGUGCGUGCUCGUGAAGUAGCCAAAGCGUGGUGGUGAGUACAUGAACAUUCAGCUAUUUAAGUAAAGAAAGCUAUAACUGAUUAUUUGGCCAAAGAAUCAGUUAAACAGAGAGACAACAUUUCAACUGACUGGAUGACAUAUUGUAGAUAAACACGAGAAGCCGAAAUUUUGUCGGUGUUGAUACCCAGUCACUGAAAAAUUAGAAGCUAUGAAUUCGUUGAAAGAACACUGGCUGGCUCAAUAAAAUACUCAGUUGAUGAAUGCCAAGUAUCCGCAUUAGGGAUUUUUCCAAGGGUAUGUUACGAUUUAGCAAAAAGAAUGAUUUACCAACUGUAGACAUAUUUCCGAACACCGAGAUGUGGGAUUGCGGAAGAACGCUUCUGUGCCUAACUGUAUCUCAUAGAUAGCAAUAGAACACAAUUUUCAGUUGUGCAGAACCUUGUUCUGAAAAGAACAUGAAUUGUUUUUGUUUUUCAAUCCCGCGCCUUACUGGUUUUCGCAACAUCUGCUGGUUGCAUCAGAGACAUCAACUUCAACAAAGGGGAGGAACUGAAUUGGCUAGAAAUUGACUAGACUAAAAUGAGAGGGCAUUUAUGCUACGACCUAGGUCAUCAGAGACAUCAACUUCAACAAAGGGGAGGAACUGAAUUGGCUAGAAAUUGACUAGACUAAUAUGAGAGGGCAUUUAUGCUACGACCUAGGUUAUCUAAAGCAUGUGUUCUCGCGACAAGGUCGAAUUUUCUGUAUCAAUAAAGACCACAGAAGCUUUGUUUGAAA
Stylophora pistillata is the source of this 2134-nucleotide messenger RNA. RefSeq lists its product as uncharacterized. The record is from RefSeq and is a predicted model, not a curated record. Lineage: Eukaryota; Metazoa; Cnidaria; Anthozoa; Scleractinia; Pocilloporidae.